AUCACUGUGACUUAAAUGCCUACCCAGGUGGCCCACCUGGGCACUCACUCACUAAACACCACCCGGCGCUCGGCGCCCCACUGGCUUCCCGGACCCUGGCAGCCGCUCAGUAUCGAUUACAGAAAAAAUUCGGGCGCCCAGUAGCGCAGCGGCGCAAAACAAUCGCCCAGCACCCCUCCGCCUGGUGUAUCGCACGUUUGCCCGACAACUUCCAGCACGGCCCCGGCACAGUACCUGCCGACGACGUAGCAGCAUGGCGAUCCAGAAGAAGCACGGAAAGGGGCGUUUGGAUAAGUGGUACAAGCUUGCCAAGGAGAAGGGAUACCGUGCCCGUGCCGCCUUCAAGCUCAUCCAGCUCAACAAGAAGUAUGGCUUCCUCGAGAAGAGCAAGGUCCUGCUCGAUCUCUGCGCCGCGCCCGGCUCGUGGUGCCAGGUCGCCGCAGAGACGAUGCCGCAGAACUCUCUGAUUGUCGGAGUCGAUCUCGCCCCCAUCAAGCCAAUUCCUCGGGUCAUCACCUUCCAGAGCGACAUCACGACCGAGAAGUGCCGUGCCACCAUCCGCUCCCACCUCAAGACAUGGAAAGCCGACACCGUCCUCCACGAUGGCGCUCCCAACGUCGGUACCUCGUGGGUACAGGACUCGUUCAACCAGGCCGAGCUCGCCCUCCAGUCCAUGAAACUCGCGACCGAAUUCCUGAUCGAGGGCGGAACUUUUGUUACCAAGGUUUUCCGCUCCAAGGAGUACAACAAGCUUCUCUGGGUGUUCAACCAGCUCUUCGCAAAGGUCGAGGCUACGAAGCCACCAUCGUCCCGAAAUGUGUCUGCCGAAAUCUUCGUCGUGUGCCGUGGUUUCAAGGCGCCAAAGCACCUCGAUCCCAGAUUCCUCGACCCCAGGGCUGUCUUUGCCGAACUUGCAGAUGCUGCACCCAACAACGAGGCCAAGGUCUUCAACCCCGAGGUCAAGAAGAGAAAGAGAGAUGGUUACGAGGAGGGAGACUACACACAGUUCAAGGAGCUGCCAGCCAGCGACUUCAUCGAAACGAUAGACCCCAUUGCCAUCCUGGGUAGCUACAACAAGUUGUCUUUCGAACAGCCCAAGAACGGAAAUGUGGCUCUUGCCGCCCUGGACAAGAUGCCUGAGACUACCGAGGACAUCAGGUUAGCCUGUAAAGAUCUCAAGGUUCUUGGCCGGAAAGAGUUCAAGAUGCUGCUCAAGUGGCGCCUGAAGGCUCGCGAGGCUUUCGGCCUCCCAACAAAGAAGACUACAGCGGCUGCGAAGUCGGCUACCGAUGAGGGCGAGCAAGCAGAAGUCGAAUCAAUGGAUGAGGAGCUCAAGAUUCAAGAAGAGCUGCAGGCCAUGAAAGACAAGGAGAGUGCGAAGAAGAGACGCGAGAGGAGAAGGGAGAACGAGAAGAAACAGAAGGAAAUUGUCCGCAUGCAGCUGCAUAUGACGGCGCCCAUGGACAUUGGUCUGGAACAGGUCGGGCCUCAGGGCCAGGACUCCAUGUUCAACCUCAAGCAAGUCGAUAAGCACGGAGCUACGAAUAAGAUUGCCAAGGGCAAGAUGGCUUUGCUCAAGCAAAACGACCAAAAAGAUCAGGACAGUGGCAUCGGUUCCUCGUUGGACGCCGAAGACGAGUCGGAUGACGAGGAGGACCGUCUUGAGCGCGAGCUCGACAACAUGUUCGACCAGUACAGGGAGAGGAAAGCCGAGGCCGACACAAAAUACCGGGCCAAGAAGGCCCGCCAAGAGCACAAAGACGAUGAAUGGGAGGGUGUAUCCGGCGACGAGCAACAGUCGAGUGAUGACGACGAGGAGCUCGAGCAGGAUAGCAGCGACGACUCAGAUGAUGACGAGGACGACGAGUCUUCUGGGAGGCCGCUGGUCACAGACCUUGACGGCACAGCAAAUGGCCCAGACGGGUUGUCGAAGCGCGCCAAGAAUUUCUUCAACCAGGACAUCUUCAAAGGUAUGGAAGGUAUCCUUGACGAGGCCGAAGAAGAGCCGGAGGAUGACGACGAUGACGAUGAGAUCAUGGAAGAUCUGGACCGCCUUGCGCCGAAGAAGGCACCCAAGCCGACAGUCAGCGAGAAGAAGUCGAAGUCCACAAAGUCCAAGAAGGAAGCGAGUGAUGCGCCUGAGCUGGAUUCAGAUGACGAGGAGGGCGGUUUCGAAACCGUCAAGGAAGACGUGGACGAUUGGGAGGAUGAGGGAAAGAGAAAGGAGGACGGCACACUCGACAUCGAUAUCAUCACGGCAGAAGCCAUGACGCUAGCGCACCAGCUUGCCACUGGUCAGAAGUCGAACUAUGACCUGAUGGACGACGGCUUCAACAAGCACGCCUUCCGCGACCGCGACGGGCUGCCUGAGUGGUUCGUUGACGACGAGGGCAAGCACGAUAAGCCACACAAGCCCAUCACGAAGGCUGCAGCGGACGCAAUCAAAGAGAAGCUGCGCGCCUACAAUGCCCGGCCGAUCAAGAAGGUGCGCGAGGCCAAGGCACGCAAGAAGUUCAAGGCCGCGCAACGUCUCGAGAAGCUCAAGAAGAAGUCAGACAUGCUGGCCAACGAAGAAGGCAUGACGGAGAAGGAGAAGGCCGACAGCAUCACGAAGCUCCUGGCCAAGGCGGCCAAGAAGAAGCCCAGAGUACAACCCAAGCUGGUUGUCGCCCGCGGCCUCAACAGGGGUAUCAAGGGCCGGCCUAAGGGUGUUAAGGGUCGCUACAAGAUUGUGGAUCCUCGCAUGAAGAAGGAGUUGCGGGCGAUGAAGAGAGUCAACAAAAAGAAGUGAUAUACUCGGCAUUGUUAGCAUUUAGACAGCGGGACAAAUCUGGACUCAUGUUUUGUACACUCUUGUGAAUUCCAAGUCUGUGGUUGCAACCAGCCUGAAGUGGCAUUCGGUUUGGAGGCAAGCACAUUCAC
Molecule: messenger RNA, 2922 nt
Organism: Microdochium trichocladiopsis
Lineage: Eukaryota; Fungi; Ascomycota; Sordariomycetes; Xylariales; Microdochiaceae
Product: AdoMet-dependent rRNA methyltransferase spb-1
Exons: 2
Coding region: 254-2791 (845 amino acids)
Biological process (GO): maturation of LSU-rRNA from tricistronic rRNA transcript (SSU-rRNA, 5.8S rRNA, LSU-rRNA); rRNA methylation; maturation of 5.8S rRNA from tricistronic rRNA transcript (SSU-rRNA, 5.8S rRNA, LSU-rRNA)
Cellular component (GO): preribosome, large subunit precursor; nucleolus; nucleus
Molecular function (GO): rRNA (guanine) methyltransferase activity; rRNA (uridine-2'-O-ribose)-methyltransferase activity
Source: RefSeq, a predicted model, not a curated record